Guyanagaster necrorhizus is the source of this 2775-nucleotide messenger RNA. RefSeq lists its product as uncharacterized. Lineage: Eukaryota; Fungi; Basidiomycota; Agaricomycetes; Agaricales; Physalacriaceae. The transcript is spliced from 4 exons. The coding region runs from base 1 to 2751 and encodes 916 amino acids. The record is from RefSeq and is a predicted model, not a curated record. Gene Ontology annotation, molecular function: protein binding.
AUGUAUUCUAAAGAUGGUGGAGAGGGCGAGAGUAUAUGUGGAGAAAAGUACUUCGCACAUAUAUUUCUUUGCAUAAUCUGGCUACUCCCUUUGGCAUUGAUCGCCUUUCUCUUCGUGGGUACCUUAUUACAAGGGUUCUUCCAGUGCUUCACCGAGUUGUACAAAAAUGCGGUCACAUAUUAUACUGCCUGCCGCCAAGAAAACAUUCCUUCCUUCAUCGAAUUCUACGCCUACGCCUGGAUCUUCCAUCCCAUACGCCGUAUACGCAUCUCCUGCCGUAUCCUUACCUCCAAAUUUCGGAAUCAUACAAUGUUGAACAUACCCCGGGAUUUCACCCUUCCCCAAGAACUGUGCGAGAUCAUCAUCAACUUCUGUUAUCCUGACAGAGCGACCCUCCUCACCUGCAGCCUCGUAUGCAAAGCAUGGAUCCCAGCCAGCCGACGCCUCUUGUCGAUACGCGUUCACUCAAGGGAUCGUGUGCGAGAAUUAGUGAAGCUCUUAAACUCGCCAGACAAUACUAUAUCUCCUUAUGUUCAGACAGUUUCACUUUGGAUGCACACGAAACACGACGGGCUCGUUCGAUAUCGACACGCCCUCCGCUCCCUUGCCAAUGCUGACUCCAGGAUAUCCCGAGCAAAAAUUUCUGGACAGUCUUCAGACCCAGCAAUAGCAUUACAUCGUUAUUUCCCACAUAUUAGACGCCUCUCCUUUAACUACGAGGAUCAAGGUGAGACCGAAGGAACGUCCGCCACAAAUAUCAGGCACAUUCUCUUGUACUCGAGCCUUUUCUGCGACCUCAAGAGACUGUCGAUUCAGUUUGUACGGCGGGGUAAUGACACAGAGGAUGUCCCGCUUCCAUCGCUGGAAGCCAUGACCCUUCCUGCGAGUUUGCGCUCGCUCUCGUUGAAAUUUUGGAACAAGGACCUCUUGCGUUGGCUAAACAGGCACCACGCGACACUUCGGUUAACGACUUUCAAAUUGAAAAUUGGAGGUCACUGGCUUGCGCUGGAUCCAAGUCCCGUCAACUCCCUGUUGAGACCCUGUCGCACCUCUCUUCGGUUCAUCACUCUCACAAUGAUUCAGUGGGAAAAUGGCUUUCUCGACCUACGCUUCCUGACAGAACUUCGGGCGGUAGUAUUGCAUGUCUAUCACCUCCCCUCCACAAAGGCUACGCUAUCAUCGUUAAACUCGAGCCACAUUGAAACUGUAACCAUCAUAAUUAGCGGGGAUAGUCUAGGAAUCUUCACUGCCAGUGCUCAAUUGUUCAGUUUCAAGGCCGCCCCGGAACUCUCCGACAACGCAGAUUUUGCCACUAGGCAUUUAAUCACUUUUACCGCAACACCGGGAAUUCUCAUGCCGCUUUCUUCCAGAGAUGGUGGCUACGAUGGCGAUAUAUGUGGGGUAAAGAAGGGGUGGCACCUCUUAGCAUGCAUGCUCUGGCUGCUUCCAUUGACAGUGACCGGCUUGUUGACAGGCAUUUUCAUCGCAUACGUCUUAUUCAGCUUGCUUUGCGUCUUCUAUACGGAAGUCUGCACCCCGUUGUACAAAAAGGCAGUUGCAUCUUACUGUAAGAUGCAAAAUUCUUACACCGCCUACCGCCAAGAAAACAUUCCUACCUUCAUCGAAUUCUAUGCCUACGCCUGGAUCUUCCAUCCCAUACGCCGUAUACGCAUCUCCUGGCGUAUCCUUGCCUCCAAAUUUCGGAAUCAUGCAAUGCAGAAUGUACCCCGGGAUUUCACCCUUCCCCAAGAACUAUUCGAGAUCAUCCUCACCUUCUGUUCUCUCGACAGAGCGACCCUCCUCACCUGCAGCCUCGUAUGCAAAGCAUGGAUCCCAACCAGCCGACGCCUCUUGUCGAUACGCGUUCACUCAAGGGAUCGCGUGCGAGAAUUAGUGAAGCUCUUAAACUCGCCAGACAAUACUAUAUCUCCUUAUGUUCAGACAGUUUCACUUUGGAUGCACACGAAACACGACGGGCUCGUUCGAUAUCGACACGCCCUCUGCGCCCUCGUCAAUGCCGGCUCCAGAAUAUACCGAGCGAAAAUCGCUGGUCGGUCCGCAGACCCAGCAAUAGCGUUACGUCGUUAUUUCCCGCACCUCAGACGUCUCUCCUUCAGCUACGAAGGUCCAGGAAACAUCGCAGAGACAUCCACCACCGUUAGGCGCAUCCUCUUAUACUCGAGUCUUUUCCCCGAUCUCCAGCGACUUUCGAUCCAGUUCACGAAUGUGAGAAAUGGCAUCGAGGAUGUCCCACUUUCAUCAUUGGAAGACAUAACCCUUCCUGCGAGUUUGCGUUCACUCUCGUUGAAGUCUUGGAACUAUGACCUCUUGCGUUGGCUAAAGAGGCAUCACGCGACACUUAGGCUAAGGACUUUCAAAUUGAAACUUAGAGGUUUCUACUGGCAAGCGCUGGAUCCACGUCCCAUCAUCUACCUAUUAAGAUCCUCUCGCUCCUCUCUUUGGUUUGUCACCCUCAGGAUAAUUCAGUGGAAAAAUGGUUUUCUCGACCUAAGCUUCCUGACAGAACUUCGGGCGGUCGCGUUGUACGUCAAUCACAUCCCCUCCGCAAAGGCUACAUUGUCAACAUUGAACUCAAGCCACAUUGAAACCGUGAGCAUCACGAGUCGCCAUUGGGGAAAUAACUCUUUGGACGAUUUUAUGGCCGGAAUAAGCUUCAGGUUUUUCUAUAGGAAAUCCACAUGGCGACAUUAUAUUCGAUCUACGGCCAGUGGGAGCCGUGAUAUCACAUAGCGCGCUACAUAAUGGAAGAAAGAG